GUGAAGGGGAUUUGGCUUUGGAAGCAGAGAUAUUGAAGUUCAUGAAAGAUAGUGAGAAACCGGAAUCUUUUCCGAGCAAGAAAGAGUUGGUUGAUGCGGGGAGGAUGGAUCUUGUGGAGGCCAUUCAGAGACAGGGAGGAUGGCUUGCUUUGGGUUGGGAUUUCGAUGAUGAUGGUGAUAGUCAGAAGGAGCAAAAACAACAAUAUGGGUUGCAAGAAAAUGGUCCUGAACAUUUGAAUUUUCUCCGAAAGGAGAACAAAUGGGAUGAUGGGGCUCUGAAAGAGAGUGUUGGUGGUAAGGUUCGGAGUUCUAGGGAUUCUUCCUUCUCCUUAAAUCCUUCUUGCUCUCCAUCAUCGUCCGGUAGAUCACUAGAAGCAGCAGAGGAUGGCAGUGGUAUUGAGGGGAUACUGAGUCGUUUGGAGAGAGAAAGGAGCCUCAAUUUUGGGUUUGGUUUCAAAGAGAAGGAAAUUAGUGCUCGUGUCCCAUGUAAUGAUCACAAAGAUAACUCUCUUGCUCAACCAUCCAGCAUUAUAGUUGCUGGCCCUGAAAGAACACCUUUAUCCAAUACUAGCAGAGGCAUAAUUGACUAUAGUGGGGGCAAACAUAGCCAUGACCAGUCCCAUUUUGGUGUUGAGGGUCUUAGAAACUCCAAAAAUUGGAGCAUUCAGAGAGCAGGGCCUUCAGGCGUGGAAUUUGAAGAUAUUUCAGGAGAUGACAUACUUGAAAUAAGAGAUAGAUCAAAAGAAUUGGACAGAAGUAAAGAAUCAAUUAAUCCAGAUCAACUCCGUAGUCACCUUAAGCGCCUGGAGAUAGAGCUUUCCUCUGCAUUUUGCUCUCUCAGGUCUGAUGCUGAUAAUGUUUCAUCACAGGAGGAUGAUGGAAGGUCCAAGGAUGAUUUACGAAAGCUUUCUGAUGCUUUGGAGUUUCAACAAAAUGAAAUCUUGACUGCUCAGGGCAAGCUACGAUCAAUACGGGCAAAGUUGGCAGUUUUGGAAGGAAAGAUGGCAUUGUCAUUAAUAAAUACACAAAAGACAGUGGAACAAAAACAGAAAAGGAUAGAUGAUGCUCGUAGAGCUUUACGACUUCUUCGCACUGCUUACAUAGUGUGGCCUAAUUCAGCAUCAGAAGUGCUCUUAGCAGGGUCAUUUGAUGGAUGGACCACACAGGUUUGUCCCAUUUCAAGUACAAUUUGAUAACAGUGUAGGUUUCUUUCGUGUUUCUUUGUUUCAUUAAUUAAAGUACAUUUGUGGUUAAACACCAAGUGAAGUUUGCAAGUCUAGAAUCAUUGCAUGGGUUUCUUGAGUCAGCAUUCUCUAUAUACAAUGAUUAUGUUUGAUAGGUUUAGAAAGCAACAAUGUUCUGACCCAUGAGUUUAUUUACCAACUGCAUUGCUGUUAAUCUUAGUAAAUGCCUUAUUCUUAAAUUAAUAUACAACCGAAAAUGUAAUUUGAAUCAACAUGGAGUCUUUCAUUCAGAAUGAGAUCACCCUCCCUAAGUGGUCAAGUGGCCCUCACUUCGACAAAGCAUAAUAGCUGGGCAGUCUGCACCAUUUUCUGUGCUUAACUCAAGCAGUUGCUUUUUGACAACUCAGUUAGGUCUUAAAGAUUCUAAUUAACUAGAGGACUUGAUAUCUUAGUUAAGAUCCUCUGCAUGCAUCUGCUUGUCUAACAAUUAGCGACAUAUAAAACUUAUAAUGGCUCUAUAAUCUUCAGUAUUCUGUCAUGUCAACCAUUUUUGUUAUUAUGAAAAUGUAUAUUUUUGCAGAGGAAGAUGGAAAGGUCAAGAAAUGGUGUUUUUUCCCUGUACUUGAAGUUGUAUCCUGGGAGAUACGAGGUAAGAUUAUUCUGUCAUAUUAUUGAAGACUGACAAUUAUUAAUGCUCUUAGAAUGAGAGACAUUACCUCAUGCUACAGAUCAAAUUCAUUGUUGAUGGUAAAUGGAAGAUUGAUCCCUUGCGCCCAAUUGUACACAACAACGGACAUGAGAAUAACCUACUUAUUGUUACAUAGGUGUAUUGAAUAGUGGUCAUGAGAAAAUACUGAAGAAAUUUAGGUUUUAAUUCUUUAAUUUUUCCUUGUUAACAAGUAGAGAGGAUGCUGAUUAGUUUGUUGUGACAGUGAUUCUUUCAAUAAUAUGAUUUACCUUCU
Molecule: messenger RNA, 2146 nt
Organism: Rubroshorea leprosula
Lineage: Eukaryota; Viridiplantae; Streptophyta; Magnoliopsida; Malvales; Dipterocarpaceae
Source: the annotation of a GenBank genome assembly